UGCCGUAGGAGAGGGAUUGUCACCGUGCUGCGACGCUUGGGGAUCCCUAGGCCUCAGUGGUCGUUGCUCCUCCGCCCCGGGCCCUAGCCUCAAGGAGACCUCCGGGACCGCUGCCCGGGGAGGUGCCCGCGGGGCAUCCGGAGAGCCCCGGGAGAUCUCGACCGCCCUGCUUUCCCGCCGCUCGCCGGCCCGUCCUCGCGAGGAACAGUGCCCCGCGAAGGGGAGUUUGCAGACGCUCCCUCACACCCGGGACGCGGCCCCUUUAAGGACGCAGGGACGCGAACAUGUCGGGGAUCGCCCUCAGCAGACUCGCCCAGGAGAGGAAAGCUUGGAGAAAAGACCACCCGUUUGGUUUCGUGGCCGUCCCGACAAAGAACCCUGACGGCACAAUGAACCUCAUGAACUGGGAGUGCGCCAUUCCUGGGAAGAAGGGGACUCCAUGGGAAGGCGGCUUGUUUAAACUACGGAUGCUGUUCAAAGAUGAUUACCCAUCCUCACCGCCGAAAUGCAAGUUUGAACCGCCGCUGUUCCACCCAAACGUGUACCCCUCGGGCACGGUGUGCCUGUCCAUCCUGGAGGAGGACAAGGACUGGCGGCCAGCCAUCACCAUCAAGCAGAUCUUAUUAGGAAUACAGGAACUCCUAAAUGAACCAAAUAUCCAAGACCCAGCUCAAGCAGAGGCCUACACGAUCUACUGCCAAAACAGAGUGGAAUAUGAGAAAAGGGUUCGAGCACAAGCCAAGAAGUUUGCUCCCUCAUAAGCAGCGACCUGUGGCAUCGUAAAAGGAAGGGAUUGGUUUGGCAAGAACUUGUUUACAACAUUUUUGCAAAUCUAACGUUGCUCUACAGUUACUGGUCACCUGGGGAGGGUGGGCGGGCGCCAUUUUCCAUUUCCGCCACUGGUACAGUCUCGACUCGCUGAAUCGCCCAGUUUUUCAUACAGGGUCUCUUCCUUCAGUCUUUUGUAUUUUUGAUUGUUAUGUAAAACUUGCUUUUAUUUUAAUAUUGAUGUCAGUAUUUCAACUGCUGUAAAAUUAUAAACUUUUAUACUUGGAUGAGUCCUGAGGAGCGUGUUCCCUUCGCUCACGGACGCAGGCAUGCUCCACGCCGCCCAGAGCUGCACUUAGCCUCCCGCUGGCCGCACGUCGCCGGAAAGCAGAGCCGCCCACCCCCAGAGCCCCAGAGCCCCAGCCAGCCAGCGUCGCGUUUCCGCAUCACUUCCUUUGUGUUUAUAUGGCGUUUGUCUGUGUUGCUGUUUAGAGUAAAUAAACUGUUUAUAUAAAGGUU
Molecule: messenger RNA, 1287 nt
Organism: Cervus elaphus (red deer)
Lineage: Eukaryota; Metazoa; Chordata; Mammalia; Artiodactyla; Cervidae
Gene: UBE2I
Product: ubiquitin conjugating enzyme E2 I
Exons: 7
Coding region: 285-761 (158 amino acids)
Biological process (GO): protein sumoylation
Cellular component (GO): nucleus
Molecular function (GO): SUMO conjugating enzyme activity
Source: RefSeq, a predicted model, not a curated record